CGCGGAGUGAUGACGUGUUUCCGCUCAGUGUGCGGCGUUGGACGCGUUUAUUGAUCAGUGACAAAUGUGAACAUUUCAGAUCGAUUCAAGUGAUUGAGGUGAAACAGAAAGUCUGCAGUCAUGGGGCGACGCUCCACCUCCUCCACCAAGAGUGGGAAAUUUAUGAACCCCACCGAUCAGGCCAGGAAGGAGGCGCGCAAGAGAGAGCUGAAGAAGAAUAAGAAGCAGAGGAUGAUGGUUCGAGCGGCGGUGCUGAAGAUGAAGGAUCCGCGUCAGAUCAUCAGAGACAUGGAGAAACUUGAUGAGAUAGAGUUCAACCCGGUGCAGCAGCCGCUGUUGAAUGAGAAAGUUCUGCGUGACAAACGUAAGAAACUGCGCGAGACGUUUGAGCGGAUCGUCCGUCUGUACGAGCGGGAGAAUCCAGAGACAUAUAAAGAGCUUCGAAAGCUGGAGGUGGAUUACGAAACCAAACGAGGACAGCUGGCACUCUACUUCCACUCAGUCAAGAACGCUGAGUCUGUGGAGGUUGACAGUAUCCCUCUUCCUGACAUGCCACACGCUCCAUCCAGCAUCUUAAUCCAGGACAUCCCGCUGCCUGGAGCUCAACCGCCAUCGAUACUGAAGAAGAGCUCUGCACUCGGGAAAGGGUCUGCGCUGUCCUCAGCUGCUCUCGCUGGAGUUCCUCGUCUGCCACCUGGACGAAAACCUCCAGGACCCCCGCCAGGACCCCCGCCUCCACAAAUACUGCUGCUGUAUGGAAACGCACGGCGAGCAGAGGGCGGUGCCGGUUCAGAUACUGAAAUGUUUGACGCUGGCGGGCGAGACACUGACAGCGAGAGCGACGCAGACGACGACAGCGACUCGCAGGAUGACAGCGGCGGAGAAAGAGACGACACAGACGCUGACAUGAGAAUGACGAGUGAUCGCCAUGACGACCUAGAGGACGAGAGAGCCGAUAAACACACAGGUCGCAGUGUGCGGUUUGCUGACAUGCCUCCACCUGGAGAGAAGAGGAAGAAGAGGGCGAUGAAGAAGACCAAGACCAUCACACCACUGCAGGCCAUGAUGCUGAGGAUGGCAGGUCAGUCAGUGCCUGAGGAAGAGGAUGAGGAUGAAGAGGAGUUCACAGACUCUGAGGAUUCAGAUGAUGAUGAUGAUGAUGAUGGUGUAACUGCUGAAGCUGCUCACUCAUUGGCCAAUGCCAGACUUCCUGCUCCAUCUGCACCAAUGGCAGCUCAGCAGCCUCCACACAUGCAGGCUCCACCAAUCACAGGGCCUCCUCCUUUAGGACCACCUCCUGCCCCUCCAAUGAGGCCACCAGGACCACCAUCUGGGCCGCCUCCAGGACCGCCUCCUGGUGCUCCUCCGUUCAUGAGGCCUCCAGGGCUGCCAGCCGCUCUCAGGGGUCCGAUACCGCGCAUGCUGCCUCCGGGACCCCCGCCGGGCCGACCGCCAGGACCUCCUCCCGGACCGCCGCCAGGUCUGCCCCCUGGACCUCCUCCCAGAGGACCCCCACCCCGCCUGCCCCCUCCAGCUCCUCCAGGAAUGCCUCCACCCCCCCCUCCUCCCCGUGCCGGACCCCCCCGCAUGGCCCCCCCACUCUCUCUCUUCCCUCCACCGCUCAACCCCAAUGUGCUGAGUGCCCCGCCCAGCAUCGUCACGCGUCAGAAGCCUUUGGCGGCGUCCAUCUCCGGCGACAGCUCUCAGAACGCGUCCGCACGUACUUCCACACUGCAGCUGCCCCCGCCCCCUGGCACCGCUCCCCUGCUCGCCCCCACCAUCGAGAAACGUGCCAACAUCUCCGCCCCUGCGGCACAGCCAGGCGGCGCCACCAUCUCCGCCAAACCUCAGAUCAUCAACCCCAAGACGGAGGUGACCCGCUUUGUUCCCACGGCGCUCCGCGUGCGCAGAGACCGCACUGGCACGAUGGAGAGAAUGGGCGGCAGGAGAGAGGACGAGCGUGAGCAGCCCAAACAAGUAUCUAUAAACCCGUCCCAGCCCGCUGGCAUUGCCGCGCACAACAUGAAGACUAAAGACCAGAUGUACGAGGCCUUCAUGAGGGAGAUGGAGGGGCUGCUGUGACCACUCCUUUUAAUUAGUAAACAAAAUCUUCUGCGACACGUUUGGUUGAAGGUUAUUGGCGCUCUUAUUUGCAUUAUUUUAUACGUUUCCUUUUAGCAGCUGCGUGUUUGUUACUGUCACAUAUAAUAAUGUUUCAUCUUUAAACAUGAUUAAACCUCAAACCUCAAACUCCUGCUGCUCUCAUUAAUCAUUUAGUUGUAAUAAAUGCUGCUUUCAUUUAUAAUCUUAAUUAUAUUUCAAUACUCCGAUAUUCACUUCCAACUUUAAUCUGUUUUCAUCUGAAAUGUCAGAUCUGGCAACACUAUAUUUCACCCAUCCCUUUAGCACAGCGUACGGUCACUUAAAAUAAUAUUUUAAGUUAUAACCAGUUAACAUUUGGAAAGGAGGCUGCAGAACUUCUGAACCGGAACAUAAAAAUGUGUUUUUGCUCAGAACGAACUAAAUUAAAAACGUUCAUCUUUAUUCACUGCUCAAACAUUAUUCUAACACAUUUGAAUGUGUAACGGUAGCCAGCUGGGGUGUGAUUGGUGUGUGAAAACCUCACUCCUCUGGCCUCAAGAGGUGCAUUAGCCUCCUCAUUAGCUCCCCAUCUCCCAUGCUGGAGACCCCGGUUCAAAUGACGCUUGGGUUGAGCAGGACCGGUUACAGUGGUGCCGUGACCCAGAUAGGAGUGUGGUUUAGCGACUGACACUAGAGGCUGUAGCUAUUAAUCUCCUCAUUAGCUCCCCAUCUCCCAUGCU
Messenger RNA from Xyrauchen texanus (razorback sucker), 2822 nucleotides. Its product is annotated as WW domain-binding protein 11-like. Gene Ontology annotation, cellular component: spliceosomal complex. The record is from RefSeq and is a predicted model, not a curated record. Gene Ontology annotation, biological process: mRNA cis splicing, via spliceosome. Lineage: Eukaryota; Metazoa; Chordata; Actinopteri; Cypriniformes; Catostomidae.